Messenger RNA from Cynocephalus volans (Philippine flying lemur), 423 nucleotides. RefSeq names its product resistin like beta (gene RETNLB). Gene Ontology annotation, molecular function: hormone activity. Gene Ontology annotation, cellular component: extracellular region. Lineage: Eukaryota; Metazoa; Chordata; Mammalia; Dermoptera; Cynocephalidae. The record is from RefSeq and is a predicted model, not a curated record. The transcript is spliced from 3 exons.
AUGAAGCCUACCUCCUGCCUCCUUCGCAUCCUCCUCCUCCUUCUCCAGCUGAUGAUCCCAGGGACUACUCAUGAGUCGCCUGAUUGUGGACAUGGUGACACCUCAGAGGUAGAGGAGGUUAUGGGAGAGAGAAGUGGAUUACAGGAGAGAGAUCAUGGGCUGCACCCCUUCUUAUCCUACUCGGAGUAUACUCCGUAAACCCCAACAAAGAAGCUCUCAUGUACCAGCGUCACCAGCCCAGGCAAACUGUCCUCCUGCCCUGCAGGGAUGGUUGUCACCGGCUGUGCUUGUGGCUACGCCUGUGGUUCAUGGGAUGUCCAGAGGGAAACCACGUGCCACUGCCAGUGCAGUGUGGUAGACUGGACAACUGCCCACUGUGACAUGUGGCCUGAGAGGGAGAAGGCUGAGAACCCAAUUCUGUGA